Molecule: messenger RNA, 1782 nt
Organism: Medioppia subpectinata
Lineage: Eukaryota; Metazoa; Arthropoda; Arachnida; Sarcoptiformes; Oppiidae
Source: the annotation of a GenBank genome assembly
AUGUACCGAUAUUCUUGCGAUCGGUUCCCUAACCUGUUGGCUGAAUAUCGAGGCGCCUAUACGUGUAGUAUAUGUCAGCAAAUAUUCAACACUCCGGUCACCACAACCUGUUGUCUGCAGACUUUCUGCGAGGACUGUAUCACUCAAUGGCUUCAGACGAAUACUACCUGUCCUUUUGACAGGAAACCAUUGAGCAAGGCUAAUUUGGUGCUACCAAGGGAUAUGUUGAGCAGUUUGGGUAAGCUUAGUAUAAAGUGCGAUUACUGGGACAGUGGGUGUCGCGAAGUGAUUAAACUGGAGGACUUGUCUCAGCAUACAGUCAACUGUCGAUAUAAGUCGAUACUGGCCGAGUGUAGGCGACACCGGUCUGUACCGGAAUUGUUGGACACCGGUAUGAGCACCGAUUGGACCGACAAAACACUGGCCAUAAUUAGCGAACAGUUGGCCAAACAAAACAAUCUAUACCUGGUGUGCAAGUAUGUGGUCAAUCAAAUGGAUCUUGAAUUUGGCAGCCAAUGGCACUGCACUGCUCACUCGAGCCCGAAUAGCUCAGAAUAUUACCAGAUUGACAACGAUCGUCAUUUAAAAGUAAAAUUCACCCCGAUCACGUUCAUGCUGAAUUGGUCGAUAUUCGUGUCCCGGCUCAGUUUAAACAAAUUUUGCCGCAAAUUAACAAUAAUCUACACUGAUAUGAAACCAUCGAUGGUAUCGUGGGUGUCAGCCUUUGUGAAUAUGGUUAUGUGUGAUGCGGCCAAUCACCGGUCGCUCAGUAUGAAAGCUACGGCCGCCAACAUUGGGGCAAAAGUGGGCGAAAAAUAUCGAGGUCGAAAGUGGCAGUGCAUUAUCUAUGGGCAUGGCUCCGCCAACUAUCACGUGACUAGUGUGCCUGGCACUUAUUUACAUUGUCACGUAGAUCAGCUUAUUGAUGUGAAAUCCAAAAUUGAUCGGUUCCCCGACCUGUCGGCUGAAGAUCGGGACAAAUACACUUGUAGUAUAUGUCAGCAGAUAUUUGACUGUCCGGUGACCACAACCUGUUGUCUACAGACCUUCUGCGAGGACUGUAUUACUAAAUGGCUUCAGACCAACACUACCUGUCCGUAUGAUAGGAAAUCAUUGAACAAGGGUGAAUUAUCACGAGCACCAAGGGUAAUGGUGAACACCCUUGGCCGGUUUAAUAUAAGGUGCGACUACUGUGAUGGCGGGUGUAGGGAAGUUGUUAAACUAGAAAGCUUAUCCCAGCAUACAGUCAACUGUCGCUAUAAAUCUGUAAAAUGCUCAACAUGCCAGUGCGCUCAUAUAUUGGGACACGACUGUAUCGAAGCGCUACGGGCAGAAAUUGAGGCAUUAAAAAUGACUAAAAAUGAUAAAGCUACCAAUUAUUAUGAUGGUGGUAAUAGUAGUAGUAGUAAUGAUCAAUCAGUACUAUCUGAUCACAAGAUACUGGCCGAGUGUAGGCGACACAUACCUGCACCGGAAGUGUUGAACACCGGUAUGAGCGCCGAUAUGACCGACAAAACACUGUAUAUAAUUAGCGAACAGUUGGCCAAACAAAACAGCCUAUACCUGGUGUGUAAGCAUGUGGUCGAAGACAUGGAGCUCGAGUUUGGCACCGAUUGGCACUGUAUGACCGACUCGGGCCGCAAUAGUGUCGGCUAUUAUAGGGCCGUCAGUGAUCGCCAUAUGACGGUCAAAUUCACCCCGGUCACGUUCAACGUGUUUUAUAGCGAAAGGCUGGAUUGGACAGUAUUUAAGGCCCGGCUCAAGCAUAACAAAAUUGACCGC